Molecule: messenger RNA, 989 nt
Organism: Galendromus occidentalis (western predatory mite)
Lineage: Eukaryota; Metazoa; Arthropoda; Arachnida; Mesostigmata; Phytoseiidae
Gene: Tmem18
Product: transmembrane protein 18
Exons: 7
Coding region: 178-660 (160 amino acids)
Cellular component (GO): nuclear membrane
Source: RefSeq, a predicted model, not a curated record
GGUUGUUCGGUGAAAAUUGUUUCGGCCAGUCCAAGGCGGUACAUUGAAUCGACUCUCGGCUUCGUCGAAUUCCUCCGAGAGACGUAUAGAACUUCCGUGAGUCUAGUCAUCGGAAGACGGCGUCUGAGGUGACGGGAGUCUUCGGUCGAGGAGCGGCACGGUAAAGACGGGUCAAACAUGGCAGCUCGGGAGCAUUUUGAGGAUCCUCACUUCGAGGAGGUUGUUCCGACUGAGUUCUCUAUGGGCCUCAUCAUUAGCAAGGUCGAUUUCCGAGAGCCUUGGAUCAUAGGACUUGUGGCCUUCCACUGUACCAUGCUAUUCUUGUCUGUGACCACAAGAUCAAGGAACAAUGUUCAGAUGAUUCUCUUCAGCAUAAUGCUCGCUCUCGUUUAUUUCUCUGCGACCGUGAACGAAUGGGCGGCUCUGAAUUGGAACAAGUUCAGCAAAUACCAGUACUUUGAUUCCAACGGAUUCUUCAUCUCGACCGUGUUUUCGGUACCGCUGCUCCUCAAUUGCCUCUUCAUGAUUGGACAAUGGCUCUACCAGGCGCGAGAUUUGAUGGUGGACCUCCGCAAGGUUCAGCUGAAGAAACGGCGACGAGAUCAGCAUCCGAUAAAUUAUCGAGAACAAUAUGAUGGGAAGGCAUCGAAAGAUGCUUGAAGUUUUUUCUCCGCCCCAGCUCGAACCAAAGUUCCAAGUUUGAAGAUGCUCGUGCCCUGUAAUUGUAAAAAUUGUGUCCCUAGUUUGUGUUGGGUCUCCGUCCGGAGACCUUCAUAGGGUUCAGCCAUCUGUAAACAGAGAUGUCAUGCUGUGAAACACAGGCCACCUCCUAUUAGUUUUAUGAAGCGCCGCCAUUACCACCAUUGCCCCCGGAAAAUCAGACAUUCCGUCGGUUUUCUAUAGGUACCGCUCAGUGCGUCGGGCCUUAGCCGUUUUCCUGAUGCUCCCAAUCGCAGAGAAUGCUCGAAUAAAGAGUACGAGUUCGGUGA